AACUUAUAGGUACUACAAGAGGAUGGCAACUAAAGUGGAACUGUUUUAUGAUGUGUUGUCUCCGUAUUCCUGGUUUGCAUUUGAAACCCUAUGUCGCUACAGGGGACCAUGGAAUUUGGAUUUGUACUUCCGACCCUUUUUCCUUGGUGGACUUAUGAACCUGGCUGGGAACAAACCACCCAUGACUGUCCCCAACAAAGCUCAGUACAUGCAGCAUGACCUUCAGCGAGGAGCUGAGUAUUUCAAAGUGCCUCUUCGGAACAUAUCUGAUCCAGUCAAGACAUUGUUUGAGAAGGGAUCACUGCCUGCCAUGAGAUUUGUGACAGCUGUUGCAAAAGAAAAACCAACAUUUGUAGAAGAGGUGUCCAGGCAGUUCUGGUGGCGACUUUGGCAUCAUGAUGAAGACAUCACAGAGGCAGAGAGCUUUAAAGAAGUGGGUGAAAGGGCUGGUCUUUCUAAAGAGGAUAUCCAGCAAUGUCUUGAGAUGCUGAAAACAACUGCUGUCAAAGAAAAAUUGAAAAAAGAAACUGAGUAUGCAUAUGAGAAAGGAGCAUUUGGAUCUCCUUACAUCAUUGCUCAUGCCAAUGGGGAGGAGCAUUGCUUCUUUGGCUCUGAUCGUUUCCCAAUACUUGCUAUGGUGCUAAAGAAGAAGUGGAUUGGACCUGAUCCAUUGUCCCCAUCUGAACUGGAUGGUUCCAUGACAUCUAAACUUUGAGCAGGGUUGUUAUGCAAUAUCCAUUCCAUUUGUAUUAAGGGGCAGAAUCUUAGCAUUUCUACAUGCUUACCUUCUAUCUUCAAGCAUCUUGAAAGUCUCAUAUAUGGCUUAGCAGAGAAAGGUUUGUGUUUAAUGGGUGCUUGAUUUGAAUUAUGUGUGCUAUAUCAUGUGCAGGGAUUUGAUCUUAUUGAAUAAUCAGUGCUAUAUGAAAUGC
Molecule: messenger RNA, 929 nt
Organism: Darwinula stevensoni
Lineage: Eukaryota; Metazoa; Arthropoda; Ostracoda; Podocopida; Darwinulidae
Source: the annotation of a GenBank genome assembly